AUGGCGGACCAGGAGCUCCACCCAUCAAUCCCUUCAUGUCUCCACUUGCUCUCUGCUCUCCUCUCUAUGGAGCCCACCGACUCUCUUAUCGCCUUGGCCCGGGUAUGCGGUGGAGGGUUGGUUACUGAGGAAGUGCAGAGGUUUGUUUGGGACCAUUGCAUAGCCAAAGAUGCCGGGAAGUUGCAUGCGCCUUACCUGAAGAAGUUUCUGAAGAAGCUCAUUGCUGAAGUUGAGCUGAACCACGGUGAUGUGCUGGAUGAGCUAUACGAACAGUAUGCUCAUUUCAUGGCUUCUUUGAAGGACAGUGAUUUUGAAAAAGGAAAUGCAAGGGUCUUCAAAUGCAUUUCAUUUCUUUUUCCUGAUGGUUGUUCUAAACUUUCGAGUUGUCCCAAGUCGAGGAAACUGAUGGCACCCCUGCAAUGUUCACUCAACAUGCUUGAAGGAGAUACAGGGUGCUCGGUUUGGCCAUCAAGUCUUUUUUUAUCGGAAUGUAUACUUUCUUUUCCAGAAUUAUUUUCUAAUAAGUCAUGCUUUGAGGUUGGCUCGGGCGUUGGUUUGGUUGGCAUCUGUCUUGCCCAUGUGAAAGCAUCCAAGGUGAUACUAACUGAUGGUGACCUGUCAACUUUAGCAAACAUGAAGGUCAAUCUGGGACUGAACCACUUCAGCAUUGAAACUGAUAUGUCAGAAACUACUGAAGAUCCAAAUAUGGUUAAAUGCCUUCAUAUGCCCUGGGAAUCUGUCUCAGAAAGUGAGCUUCAGAAACUCAAGCCAGACAUAAUUUUGGGUGCAGAUGUAAUAUACGACCCUGUAUGCCUCCCUCAUCUUGUUCGAAUUCUAGCCUUUCUACUAAACCCUAAGAAAUUGUAUCCUGAGAAGGGGAGUGGUAAUCACCUAGGCCUUUCAUUGGAAAGUAAAUGUACUGAUGGUAAGGUCAAUGGAACUCAUCAAGGGAGUGCUGGUAAUGGUGAUAAAUUCCAAGCUUUUCUACCCAAAAGAACAGAAAACGGUGCUACAAAUGCUGGAUUGAAGAAAGGCUCAAUGGCUUUUAUCGCUACUGUGAUCCGCAAGAUUGAGACAUUCGAUAAAUUCUGUGCUUUGAUAGACUCGGCUAACCUUACCAUCAAAGACCUAAGUGAUUCACUUAGGCCUUUCAAUUUGCUUCCCUACAUGCACUCAUAUGAUCGAACCGGUGUACGACUAUUUGCCAUCUCAUGCAAAUAG
Prunus armeniaca (apricot) is the source of this 1221-nucleotide messenger RNA. Lineage: Eukaryota; Viridiplantae; Streptophyta; Magnoliopsida; Rosales; Rosaceae. The record is from the annotation of a GenBank genome assembly.